CCCACUGCCUGGUCCCCUCCCCCAUUCCCUCAGUCCCACCCCCCCGCCCCGCUCCGGGCCGGGCGCUCCCCGCUGUCCGGUCCCGCACUCCGCGUUCGGCCCGGCUGACAGCUGCGAGGGGAGCGGGGACAGACAUGGGGACGCGGAUCCUGCUGCUGUUCUGCUGGGCCCUGCUGGGAGCCGCCAGUGCGGAGCCUCCCAAGGAGCACGACCCCUUUAACUACGACUAUCAAUCCCUGAGAAUUGGAGGCCUCAUCUUCGCCGUCAUCCUCUUUCUGCUGGGAAUCCUCAUCAUCCUCAGUCGACGCUGCCGUUGCAAAUUUAACCAGCAACAAAGGACUGGUGAGCCAGACGAGGAGGAAGGGCCUCUCCGAAGCUCCAUUCGCCGUUUGUCCACCCGGAUGAGAUAGGCGGGCCCAGAGGCUGGUCUCCCCAAGGCGCAGACCCCUCCCUGGAUAUGAAGAGUGACCCCCUCUUCCCCCGCCCCAUGCUGCAUAGCCGUAGCACGUAGCCUAGCCCAGGGCCCCACGCGCUGAUUGCAGCCCGCAGAAUCUGAGCCAGCCAGCAGGGGGCAGUAGGGACACACACACGGCAGGUCUCAUCCCCUCCAACAGGGGACAGUAGGGACACACACACACACAGACACACACACACACACACCCAGCAGGUCUCAUCCUCUCCAACAGGGGGCAGUAGGGACACACACACACACAGACACACACACACACACCCAGCAGGUCUCAUCCUCUCCAACAGGGGGCAGUAGGGACACCCACACGCAGCAGGUCUGAGCCCCUCCAACAGGGGCAGCCGAGACACACACACACAAACACACACACACACAGAGCGCAGGGCCUGUCCCCUCCAGCAGGGGGUGGCAGGGACGGACAGACAGACACGCACACCUGGCAGGUCUGAUCUCCUCCAGCAGGGGACAGCAGAGACGUACAGAGCAGGGCCUGUCCCCAGCAGCAGGGGGACACCCCCCAUUCUAGGGGUGCUGCGGUGCCCAGAGCCCUGUGUGUGAGGGGUGCAGGGAGAGGUGACUGUGGGGGGCGGUGGCAGUCGGGGUCCCUGUUGAAGUGUCCAUCAUGGGGCUGGUGUGGGAACAGCUGGCUCCCACCCCUGGGUCAGGGCUGAUCCCCUCCAGCAGGGGCCAGUCGAAACCCCCUCAGCCCCUGCACGUGUCCCUGUGUCCAGCCGGGGGCGCUGGCUGUAGUUGCUGGCCGGAGACGGCUUCCCAAUAAACGCUACCUGCCCCCCA
This is a messenger RNA of Mauremys mutica (yellowpond turtle), 1264 nucleotides long. RefSeq names its product FXYD domain containing ion transport regulator 1 (gene FXYD1). Gene Ontology annotation, biological process: monoatomic ion transport; regulation of sodium ion transmembrane transporter activity. The record is from RefSeq and is a predicted model, not a curated record. Gene Ontology annotation, molecular function: sodium channel regulator activity. NCBI's taxonomy places the organism in Eukaryota, Metazoa, Chordata, Testudines, Geoemydidae. Gene Ontology annotation, cellular component: membrane. The coding region runs from base 135 to 410 and encodes 91 amino acids. The transcript is spliced from 8 exons.